Molossus molossus (Pallas's mastiff bat) is the source of this 1598-nucleotide messenger RNA. RefSeq names its product JunD proto-oncogene, AP-1 transcription factor subunit (gene JUND). NCBI's taxonomy places the organism in Eukaryota, Metazoa, Chordata, Mammalia, Chiroptera, Molossidae. Bases 95 to 1135 code for a protein of 346 amino acids. The transcript has a single exon. Gene Ontology annotation, cellular component: transcription regulator complex. Gene Ontology annotation, molecular function: transcription factor binding; DNA-binding transcription factor activity, RNA polymerase II-specific; RNA polymerase II cis-regulatory region sequence-specific DNA binding. Gene Ontology annotation, biological process: regulation of cell cycle; regulation of cell population proliferation; regulation of transcription by RNA polymerase II. The record is from RefSeq and is a predicted model, not a curated record.
GCUCAGGGCCAAGCGAACGAGGGGGGCCCGGGCCCCUCGGGAGGCUGCGGCCACUCCCCUCCCCCCCGGACCGGCGCGGCGGGGGAGGCGGAGGAUGGAAACACCCUUCUACGGCGAUGAGGCGCUAAGCGGCCUGGGCGGCGGCGUCAGUGGCAGUGGUGGUGGCGGUAGUUUCGCGUCCUCGGGUCGCCUGUUUCCCGGGGUGCCCCCGACGGCGGUGGCCGGCAGCAUGAUGAAGAAGGAUGCGCUGACGCUGAGCCUGAGCGAGCAGGUGGCAGCGGCGCUCAAGCCCGCGGCCGCGCCGCCCCCGGCCCCCCUGCGCACCGACGGCGCCCCUGGCGCGGCCCCCCCCGACGGCCUGCUCGCCUCGCCGGACCUUGGGCUGCUCAAGCUCGCCUCGCCCGAACUCGAGCGCCUCAUCAUCCAGUCCAACGGGCUGGUCACUACCACGCCGACGAGCACGCAAUUCCUGUACCCCAAGGUGGCGGCCAGCGAGGAGCAGGAAUUCGCUGAGGGCUUCGUCAAGGCCCUAGAGGACUUGCACAAGCAGAACCAGCUGGGUGCGGGCGCGGCCUCCACUGCCUCUGCGGCCGGGGGACCCUCGGGCACGGCCGCGAGCGCCGCGUCUCCCGGCGAGCUGGCCACGGCGGCGGCCACGCCCGAGGCGCCCGUCUACGCGAACCUGAGCAGCUACGCGGGCAGCACCGGGAGCGCGGGGGGCGCUGCGACGGUCGCCUUCGCCGCGGAGCCAGUGCCUUUCCCGCCGCCGCCUCCAGGCGCGCUGGGGCCGCCGCGCCUCGCCGCGCUCAAGGAUGAGCCGCAGACGGUGCCCGACGUGCCGAGCUUCGGCGAGAGCCCGCCGCUGUCGCCCAUCGACAUGGACACUCAAGAGCGCAUCAAGGCAGAGCGCAAGCGGCUGCGCAACCGCAUCGCUGCCUCCAAGUGUCGCAAGCGCAAGCUGGAGCGCAUCUCGCGCCUUGAGGAGAAAGUGAAGACGCUCAAGAGCCAGAACACGGAGCUGGCGUCCACCGCGAGCCUGCUGCGUGAGCAGGUGGCGCAGCUCAAGCAGAAGGUCCUCAGCCACGUCAACAGCGGCUGCCAGCUGCUGCCCCAGCACCAGGUGCCCGCGUACUGAGCCCGCGCGCGAGGCGCAUGCGCGGCCCCCCUUCCCGAGAGGCGGGCUCGCGUGGGUGGGUGGGCGUGGGUGCCCGGGACUCGGAGAGGGCGUGGCCCCGGGGACGCCCCCGGCUGGUGCCAGGACUCGGAGAGGGCGCCUCAGACUCGACAAGCUGGACCCCCUGCUGCCGGGGGGCAAGCGCAUGACUCCUACCCCGCCCGCCCUCACGCUGCCUGCCUCUACCCUCUGCGCGCGGCCACCCCGAGUUGCACAAACCCGCGUGCCCGGCUGCCCCUUUGUACGCACCGCCGCCGAAGAGGGUUUCGAGGGGGCGCAGCCUGAAGCCCUGCGUUGCCUUUCCUUUUACUUUUUUUUUGCAUUCGGAAGAGAGAACAGUGUUCGAUUCUGCCCUAUUUAUGUUUCUACUCGGGAACAAACGUUGGUUGUGUGCGUGUGUGUUUUCUUGUGUUGGUUUUUUUUU